Prorocentrum cordatum is the source of this 1597-nucleotide messenger RNA. The record is from the annotation of a GenBank genome assembly. NCBI's taxonomy places the organism in Eukaryota, Dinophyceae, Prorocentrales, Prorocentraceae.
CGCAAUUCUGGCCCAAGGGAACCGCCAUCGAUCUCGUGCGAAACCAGUGCCGUCGACGCAGCCCGUGCGCUGCGCAGCCGUUGCGCGAUGCUCCCGCUGGUGCUGCUGGUGCCCCUGGCGCUGCUGAGCCUCGAUCUGCUGGCGCCGUGGCCGGCGGGCGCGGGCGCCGGACUGGCGCCGGCGCUGGUGCCCCAGGACUGGGCGCCGGAGGCGGCCAGGGCACGGCGGUUGGCAGAGAACCCGGCAGAGAACCAGAGCAGCAAUCCGUACAGCCUCGAAGCCGAAGAGGAGGAGCUCAAGAAGGAGGUGGAGGAGGUCUUCAACGGCUCGUGGCGAGAUCCCCGCGACAGCGACGGCGACGGUCUCCUGGUGUUCGUUCUGGUUUUUUCCAUGCUCCUACUGUUCGCUCCCUUCCUCCUGAUGGGGUUUUCGGUCUGCGGAUGCCUGGGCGUGCUCCUCUUCGCCUUCAAGUACAAGGCGGACGUGACCGAGAAGAGGCCGCCCCUGCGGGACGGGGCGGCGCAGCUCCCCUCGGGCGACUUCGCGACCGGCGUGUUCCGCUGCCUCGACGAUAGCCACACCUGCCUGCACGCGUACUGCUGCACGUUGUGCCGCGCCGGGGACACCUACCAGGGGGCUGGCAUCACGCAGUAUUGGAUGGUGGUCGGCAUCUUUGUCGUCGCACACAUCAUCGGUCGUUUCGUGCAGACUCUCGUCCAUGUCAUGACCGUCGAGAUGUUUGGCGGGGGUGGUGCCGACCCAGAGCACGCCAGCCAGAGUCUGGACCCAACCCCCGGUGCCAUGAUCAUGAUAUACUUUAAUCUUGUGAGUCUCCUGGUCGCGUCGCUCAUCGUGGGUGCCGUCUUCCAGAACUACCGCCGCAAAUUGCGGGUAAAGCUCGGCGGGAGCGAGGAGGGAGGGCCGAGCGUCUUCGUGGACUUCCUCAUGCUCGCGUUCUGCAUGCCCUGCGCCGUCGCACAGGAGGCGCGCGAGCUCGACGCCGCCACCGGCGUCAAGGUCGAGUGCUGCUGCACGCUGAAGGCCACGUCGGGCGCGCCCCUGGACGGGCAGCCCUUCCUCGGCCAGCCGCAGCCGCUCAUCGGUCAGCCCGUGCACCAAGGGGUGAGUCAGUGAGGGAAAGAGAGAGGCAGAGGGUGCGGCCUUGGGUAUCCGCAAUCGCACCUUUGGCGCAUCUACGGGCUUGGCGCGUGCGCUGGUCCUAACCUAAAAGAGGCCUCCAAGAUCACCCGCAAAAGGCAACAGUUGUUUCAUUCCCUUUGGGAAACAUGCAUUUUUACGAUAUUCUCUUCUGUACGCAUGUUUUGGGUCUGGUCAAAUUUUCAUUCACGAUUUGUUGUUUAUCCCACGACAGUUGGGGUAUUUUUGGUAUGCGUACACGUGUGGACAUGUAGGGAUGGGACCACGUGGGUUUCACAGCGUUGGUUCCUGUUCCCCUCGAGCCGACCGACGGCGCCGCAGUGUGCAGCGGGUUCGGGGUCAUUUCAGCGUGGCGCCCCGUGAGCUGGCGGAGUGCCUACGGUGGAACGAGUUGUUGGUGUUUUUUUUUUUUUCGCAGAGCAGGAAGGUUGUGGGAGGA